AUGUUUUCAAUUUCUAAAAUAUCUAAAAAUUUUAAUUUAAAAUCAUUAAAUUUACAUCGUCAAAAUUUACAACUUUCUUUUCAAAAACGAUUAUUAACAUCGGCAUCGAAUAACUGCAAAAGUGAUGAUAAAGCAAACAAACCAGUAGCAGAAAAAGAAAUCGAUGAAAUUAACAAGAAUGAUUCCGUUCAAGAAAGUAGUUCUACAAAAUCAAAAAAUCAACAAAACAUUGAUGAUAUAUUAAGUCUUUUUAGUUCAGAACCACCACCAUCAUCAUCAUCUUUUCUAUCGACCAAACAAGAACCUCCUUCAGGGAAAGAAGGAAUAGAUCAUUUUUUAUCAAAUUUUCAAUCUAAAAGUUCAUAUUCCUCAUCUUUUCCAACUUCCUCUUCACCUUAUCGUUCUUCAUCUCCAAAUUCUGAUGUAGCAAAACUUCUAUCAGAUUUCUUGGUUCCUUCCGAGGAAAUUUAUAUUCUUCAUAUUCACGCAUCAUAUAAUAAUACUUUAGUAACAUUAACAAAUUCUCGUGGUGAUAUUUUAUUAACUAAAUCAGGUGGUAGUGUCGGUUUUAAGAAAGCUCAACGAGGGGGUUAUGAAGCUGCUCAUCAAACUGCUGCUGGAGUCAUUCAGAAAAUUAAAGAAAAAGGAUUAAAUGUUAAGAAUGUAGAAAUUUGUAUAAAAGGAUUUGGUCCUGGUAGAGAUGCUGCCUUUAAAGCUCUGGCUAAUGUGGAGAAUCAAUGGAAUGUUAAACGGAUUACUGAUACUACUCCUUUGCCUUUCAACGGAUGUAGGCCAAGGAAAGCUAGAAGGUUAUAA
Funneliformis geosporum is the source of this 816-nucleotide messenger RNA. The record is from the annotation of a GenBank genome assembly. Lineage: Eukaryota; Fungi; Glomeromycota; Glomeromycetes; Glomerales; Glomeraceae.